AAUUUCCAGUGUACAAACAUCCUAAUUGAGAUUAAACAAAUAGCCCACACACAUUCCAUUUUUAACGAGGCUGUUUUCCUCCCUUCCUUCCCCUCCAGAUUCCCUCUUGCAUUUCUCCUUCCCUUUUUCUCCCAGUCUUAGCUCUCCUUUCCUCUAGCUAUCACAGUUUGCCCGAAGAAAAGCCUCCCUGUGACCACGAAUCAGCAGAAAGGAAGCAAACCCUGAUUAUGGAAAGCCAAGCCCUCAGAGGGGCGUGUCGGGGUAGACGCCCCCACCCUCUUUGAGCGCAAAAGGGCUGGACAGCGAAGUUCAAGUGCCCGAAGGAGAGGCGCGCGGCAACCAAAUUCGCUCACUUUUAUAGACGGACUGAUCCCUUCUACGCAAUCGGACCUCAGGAAAGCCGCCCCCGUCCGCUUACUGGCCGAGGAGCGCCGGCACUUUGAAAGCGCCUGGGUGCCCAGACCCAGGGAGAAGCGAGGGGUGCGAAGGCGGAGCCACUGGGCUAAGGACACCCCCGCAAGGUCCGGCCCUCGCCCGCGUUCCUACCACCUUAGGGAAUUGGCGCCGGGAGCCGGAUCACCCUCUCAAUGAAAGGCAGAUGUCCCUUUAAGGUUUGCUUCGCAGCUCAUGGACUUUAGCCUAAACAAGGACCCGCGAAGCUGGCUUUAUUUGUCCAUGUCUCAGACAGAGCCUGGGAGGCUGCCAGUGGGAUUUCAGAGCACGAAGGCGGGGGGCGAUGUGGCAAUCUGCGAGGCGAGUAGCGUGAACCGAACUUAGAGGCACUGGUGGAAAACACAGGAAAUCGCCCCGCUGCUCCCCGGGCGCCGGGGCCGACCGGCCAGCGACUGAGACCGCCGGCGGCCAGCAACGCGGCUCCUGCGCGCGGUUCCGCCGAGUCCUCGCCUCUGAUCCCGCGCGUGCCCCGGGCGCUGCGCCCACUCCAGUCAUGGACCCCCGGCGCCGCGCCAGCCCAGGGGUCGCUGUCGCCUACUGCUGGCUCCUCUCCGUUGUUCUAGGCUUCUGUGUGUCAUUCAAUGUUGAUGUGAAAAACUCAAUGACUUUCAGCGGCCCAGUGGAGGACAUGUUUGGAUAUACGGUCCAACAAUAUGAAAACGAAGAAGGAAAAUGGGUGCUUAUUGGGUCUCCUUUAGUUGGCCAACCCAAGAACAGAACUGGAGAUGUCUAUAAGUGUCCAGUUGGGCGAAGUGAACCAUUACCUUGCAUAAAGUUGGAUCUCCCAGUUAAUACAUCAAUUCCCAACGUCACGGAAGUAAAGGAGAACAUGACAUUUGGAUCAACUUUAGUCACCAACCCAAAAGGAGGGUUUCUGGCAUGUGGGCCCUUGUAUGCCUAUCGAUGUGGACAUUUGCAUUACACAACUGGAAUCUGUUCUGAUGUCAGCCCCACAUUUCAAGUCGUGAACUCCAUUGCCCCUGUACAAGAAUGUAGCACUCAGCUAGACAUAGUCAUCGUGCUGGAUGGUUCUAACAGCAUUUACCCCUGGGAAAGUGUUACAGCUUUUUUAAAUGACCUUCUUAAAAGAAUGGAUAUUGGUCCUAAACAGACACAGGUUGGAAUUGUACAGUAUGGAGAAAAUGUAACUCAUGAGUUCAACCUCAAUAAGUACUCAUCGACAGAAGAGGUGCUUCUUGCAGCGAAAGAAAUAGUCCAGAGAGGUGGCCGGCAGACCAUGACAGCCCUCGGAAUAGACACAGCAAGGAAAGAGGCUUUCACUGAAGCCCGGGGUGCCCGAAGAGGGGUUAAAAAAGUCAUGGUGAUUGUGACGGAUGGCGAGUCCCAUGACAACCACCGGCUGAAUAAGGUCAUCCAGGACUGUGAGGAUGAAAGCAUUCAGCGGUUUUCCAUAGCUAUUCUUGGCAGCUAUAACCGAGGAAAUUUGAGCACUGAAAAGUUUGUGGAGGAAAUAAAAUCAAUAGCAAGUGAACCCACUGAAAAGCAUUUCUUCAAUGUCUCUGAUGAAUUGGCACUAGUCACUAUUGUCGAAGCUCUGGGAGAAAGAAUCUUUGCCCUGGAAGCUACAGUUGACCAAUCGGCAGCAUCUUUUGAGAUGGAAAUGUCUCAGACCGGCUUCAGUGCUCAUUAUUCACAGGACUGGAUCAUGCUUGGAGCCGUAGGAGCCUAUGAUUGGAAUGGGACAGUCGUCAUGCAGAAGGCUGAUCAAAGUGUAAUUCCCCAGAACACAACCUUUAAUGUUGAGUCCACAGAGAAGAAUGAACCUCUUGCUUCUUAUUUAGGUUACACAGUAAGCUCUGCCAAUAUUCCUGGAGAUGUGCUCUACAUUGCUGGACAGCCACGGUACAAUCAUACAGGCCAGGUUGUCAUCUACAGGAUGGAGGGCAGAGACAUCAGGAUUCUCCAGACACUCAAUGGAGAACAGAUUGGUUCCUACUUUGGAAGUGUGUUAACAACAAUUGACAUUGAUAAAGAUUCUAAUACUGACAUUCUUCUAGUGGGGGCUCCCAUGUUCAUGGGAAGUGAGAAGGAAGAACAAGGAAAAGUGUAUGUCUACGCUCUGAAUCAGACAAGGUUUGAAUAUCAAAUGAGCCUGGAACCCAUUAAGCAGACUUGUUGUUCAUCUCUGAAGCACAACUCAUGCACAAAGGAAAACAAAAAUGAGCCAUGUGGGGCUCGUUUUGGAACAGCUAUUGCUGCUGUGAAAGAUCUCAACCUUGAUGGCUUUAAUGACAUCGUGAUUGGAGCGCCCUUGGAAGAUGAUCACGGAGGAGCUGUGUACAUUUAUCAUGGAAGUGGCAAGACUAUAAGGGAAGAGUAUGCACAACGUAUUCCAUCAGGGGGAGAUGGCGAGACACUGAAAUUUUUUGGCCAGUCUAUUCACGGAGAAAUGGAUUUAAAUGGUGACGGUCUGACUGAUGUCACUAUUGGGGGCCUUGGUGGUGCUGCCCUCUUCUGGUCUCGAGAUGUGGCUGUUGUUAAAGUGACCAUGAAUUUUGAACCCAAUAAAGUGAAUAUUCAAAAGAAAAACUGCCGUGUGGAGGGAAAGGAAACGGUGUGUAUAAAUGCCACGGUGUGUUUCAAUGUGAAAUUGAAGUCCAAAGAAAACGUGGUUUAUGAAGCUGAUAUGCAAUACCGUGUCACACUAGAUUCUCUAAGACAGAUAUCACGGAGUUUUUUCUCUGGAACUCAAGAGAGGAAGAUUCAAAGGAACAUCACAGUUCGAGAGUCAGAAUGCACUAAACAUUCCUUCUACAUGUUGGACAAGCAUGACUUUCGGGACUCUGUGAGAAUAACUUUGGAUUUUAAUCUUACCGAUCCUGAAAAUGGGCCUGUUCUUGAUGAUUCUCUACCAAAUGCAGUACAUGAAUAUAUUCCCUUUGCCAAAGAUUGUGGAAACAAGAAAAAAUGUGUCUCGGACCUUGCCUUGGAUGUAUCCACCACAGAAAAGGGCCUGCUUAUUGUCAAGUCCCACAAUGAUAAGUUCAAUGUUAGCCUCACGGUCAAAAAUAAAAAGGACAGUGCCUAUAACACCAGAACCAUAGUGAAUUAUUCUCCAAAUCUAAUUUUUUCAGGAAUUGAGGCUAUCCAAAAAGACAGUUGUGAAUCCAAUCAUAAUAUCACAUGUAAAGUUGGCUAUCCUUUCCUAAGAAAAGGAGAAAUGGUAACAUUCAAAAUAUUAUUUCAGUUUAACACAUCUUAUCUCAUGGAAAAUGUGAUCAUUCAUUUAAGUGCAACAAGUGACAGUGAAGAGCCGCCUGAAACCCUUUUUGAUAAUGAAGUGAACAUUUCUAUCCCUGUAAAGUAUGAAGUUGGACUACAGUUUUCCAGCUCUGCAAGUGAAUACCAUAUUUCAAUUGCGGCCAAUGAGACUGUCCCUGAAGUUAUUAAUUCUACUGAAGACCUUGGAAAUGAAAUUGAUAUCUUCUACUUGAUUAGAAAAAGUGGGCAUUUUCCAAUGCCAGAACUUAAACUGUCAAUUUCAUUUCCCAAUGUGACAUCGGAUGGUUUUCCUGUACUGUACCCAAGUGGAUGGUCAUCUUCCGAGAAUGUCAACUGCAUACCCAGUAACCUUCGGGAUCCUUUUGGUAUCAACACUGGGAAGAAAAUGAUGAUAUCCAAAUCUGAAGCUAUCAAACAAGGCACCAUUCUGGACUGCAGUGCGUGUAAAUUUGCCACCAUCACGUGUAAUCUGAUUCCGUCUGACAUGAGCCAAGUGAAUGUUUCACUUAUCUUAUGGAAACCAACUUUUAUAAAAGCACAUUUUUCCAGCUUAAAUCUUACUGUAAGGGCAGAACUUCAGAGUGAAAAUGCAUCACUAGUUUUAAGUGCUGGCAAUCAAAAAAGAGAGCUUGCUAUCCAAAUAUCCAAAGAUGGGCUACCAGGCAGAGUGCCACUAUGGGUUAUCCUGCUGAGUGCUUUUGCUGGAUUAUUGUUAUUAAUGUUGCUCAUAUUAGUGCUGUGGAAGAUUGGAUUCUUCAAAAGACCACUAAAGAAGAAAAUGGAGAAAUGAAAUAUUUGGAAGAGAAGAAAUAAUUAUUCAAUAAUCCUCAGAAAUUCUGAAACCACCACUGGAAAUGAACUCUGCAGUGCAUUACAGAAGGCUGAAGGCUGCCAUUUCUGAAUGGGAGCACUGCUGUGCAACAUCUUAAGUACAACAAUAAAAAGAGUUAAAAUCUAACAUUGUAAUCUGGUGAAAGAGUCAGUGUUUUUGAUCCUCGUAUUAAAGUUUAACCUUGAAUUUAGCAAUUCCAAGCAACAGCCUUUGACCAUCAACCUUGAGGAAAAGUAAAGGAGUGUGUGGAGGCUCUUCAGUCCCCAGCCCAUUGUCCCCACAACAUGUGGUUCCCGGGACAUCCAGUUCUUAAACCUGAGCUCCCAAACCCACUACAUCCCAGGAUCAGCCCUUCCGCAACAAAUACAAGCAUAAGCACAUGCUGAAGUUUUACCAUUCCAAAAAGAUAUAUUAAUACAAGGAUGAGUUAUCACUUCUAAUGUUGGGCUCUUUGCUUAGAGAUCAGCAUUUUCUUUCCUUUCAAAUACAUCAGAGCCUUUCUCCCAUAGCUAAUAAGUUCAGAACAUUACACAGGACUUCCUUGCAUGUUCCUCCCAUCACAGGGUAGAGAAUUUUAAUGUCAUGCCAACUGGGCAAUAGGACCCAGGGGCCAUUUGCAGGAUCUCUCUGCUUUCUGCCCUCCAGUAGGCUUCUUCUCUUCUCAUCUGUACAGUGGGGAUGUUUGGUUUUAAUCUGGGUCUUCUUGGCAAGGCCAUUUGAAGCCUGGUGCCCUUGCAAGGCCAUGAGGGUUGGAUGUUCUUUAUUGGUGAGCUGAGUCUUGGAAAUCCUUUAAUUACUGGACACACCAUGGAAAUCAUGGCAAUACUGGGCGGAUACCAGGGACACUCACAAACUACGAUUGUGUUUGAUGUUACCAUAUUUCAAAUUACAUCUUGAUGAAAAAAGUAAGUCUGGAAUUUCAGGAGCUUUUGUGCAAGAGACUGAGACUCAGCUUUUACUCUUUUAUUUCUGCUUGAUCUAUGCAAAGAGACUGGGAACCAAACUUUUUAAAGAAACAUUCCAAAUGAUAGGAUGAAAGCCAGAAUUCAACAGUCUCCUACUGACAGUCCCUGUCCCCAACUCUGUUUUUCAAGAGAUGGAAAGAGCAUUGGAUGGGGAAGAGUGAGUGGUGUAAUUGUUUCUUUCUGCUACAGAGUAGCCAAGCAGUACGGAGUCACCACACAGACACUAAUGGUGGCUUUCUGAGAUCUUGGCAUCACUGGCCCAAUGAGAGGUGACGAUCUUCCUGCCGUGUCCCUGAGACAUCUUGCAUUUUGAGAGACAUAAAAAAAACAAAAAUGUGGGGGAGGGGCUGAAGCUAUUUAUCUUUUAUGUACACACCAUUACUCCUCAAAAUACUGUAAGCAUUUUUAGUCCACAUCAUUCCUGGCCACAAUACUAACACAUGUACUUCACACAAGUAAAUUGUUGAUUAAAUAAGAGUCAAAGUAUAUUCUUGCCUGUCUGUUAACUAGGGUUAAUUUCCUGAAGUUUAACAUGCUUUGGCUCAAGUGAAAACAAUCAUUUGAAGCAGCAACAGCUCAGAUCUUCUUCAUUCUAGAACCAUUUCACACAGUACAUCCCGAUACUUAGUGUUUAAUUGAGAGACACGCUUAGUGUUUAAUUGAGAGACACGCCUGCCUUUAUUCAAGAUGUAGCAGCCACCCUCUGUUCCUUACGAGGGAACACUAGCUUGAAGGGAGAAUGGUGUAGUGUGUGUUACUAGUGUUGGGUUAUAAAAUUGUAAACAGACAGUGUAAAAAAAAAGUGUCCAUUUUAUUAAAAAGAAAAUCAUUGUAUAUAAAAACUAUUGCCCUGAAACAUGUAUCAUACUCACUCUAAUAAACUUUUCUGCAUGAUCUAACA
Messenger RNA from Capra hircus (goat), 6394 nucleotides. It is a transcript of the gene ITGA1, whose product is annotated as integrin subunit alpha 1. Gene Ontology annotation, molecular function: integrin binding. Bases 947 to 4486 code for a protein of 1179 amino acids. Lineage: Eukaryota; Metazoa; Chordata; Mammalia; Artiodactyla; Bovidae. The transcript is spliced from 30 exons. Gene Ontology annotation, biological process: cell-cell adhesion; cell-matrix adhesion; cell adhesion mediated by integrin. Gene Ontology annotation, cellular component: external side of plasma membrane; integrin complex. The record is from RefSeq and is a predicted model, not a curated record.